AUGAAGCUUUUUUGUUGGAACAUUCGCGGGGUUAAUGGAGCGGCUAAACAACAAGCUGUUCGUGACAUCAUCCGCACUCAUCGACCAAAAAUUGGAAGCUUGAUAGAAACCAGAGUUCGUGAUCAGUCUACCGCCAGCCGUAUUGCUCGAUCCAUCGCCCCUUCCUGGAAUUUUGCUCAUAAUUAUACAACUGCCGAAUUGGGAAGAAUAUGGAUUCUCUGGGAUCCAGCUCUUGUAGUCAACAUUUACUCAGCAUCGGCGCAAGCAGUCACUUGUGGUGUGUUUGACCCAGCUCUUGGAUCCUACCUCACUGUCACCUUUGUAUAUGGACUGAAUACUUCCUCGGAACGAAGACACCUUUGGCAGGAAAUUUCACUGAUUGCAUCGCACCCUCUAGUGCCGGCUAAACCUUGGGUCCUAAUGGGGGAUUUUAACCAGGUUUUGCGGCCCCAGGAACAUGCCUCCCCGACGGCACGAUUUCUUCCCCACCAGGGAAUGGUCGAUUUCCAGAAUUGUCUCCUAUCAACAGGUCUGUUUGACUUACCCUCUAAGGGGGCCUAUUUUACUUGGACAAAUUGCAGUAUGGAGAACCCCAUAGCCCGGAAACUGGAUAGAGCAUUGGUCAAUGACACGUCUCUUCUAGCAUACGCUGAUGCUUAUGCUUUCUUUGAUGCUCCGGCACCAUCGGAUCACUCGCCUUGUAUAGUGGACUUUCAACGGAGUCGAAUGGAACACCGGAGAACUAGCUUUAAGUUUCCACUCCACGUAACUAAGCAUGAAUCUUUUCAUACUCUAGUUGCUGAUUCUUGGAACUCUCCUACAUUUGAAGGGUCACUUAUGUUCAAGGUCUCAAUAAAACUCAAGCGGUUGAAAAGCGUGUUGAGGCACCUUAAUCAACAAGCAUACAGUGGAAUACAGCAGAGAUCAGCUAGAGCAUUAGAGGAUUUAAAAGCUGCCCAGAAUUUACUUCUCCAAAACCCAUCCCUGGAGGCUGCAACCGAGGAAUCUAGGGUUCGCACGGCUUGGUCUGUCUUUUCUGCUGCAGAGGAGACCUUUCUCAAGCAGAAAUCUCGGAUCCGUUGGCUUUCAGAGGGGGAUCAGAAUACAAAGUACUUUCACCGUAUCGUGGCUUCGAGAUAG
Messenger RNA from Tarenaya hassleriana, 1140 nucleotides. RefSeq lists its product as uncharacterized. Gene Ontology annotation, molecular function: catalytic activity. The transcript has a single exon. The record is from RefSeq and is a predicted model, not a curated record. Bases 1 to 1140 code for a protein of 379 amino acids. NCBI's taxonomy places the organism in Eukaryota, Viridiplantae, Streptophyta, Magnoliopsida, Brassicales, Cleomaceae.